Hyaena hyaena (striped hyena) is the source of this 6994-nucleotide messenger RNA. It is a transcript of the gene MDC1, whose product is annotated as mediator of DNA damage checkpoint 1. The record is from RefSeq and is a predicted model, not a curated record. NCBI's taxonomy places the organism in Eukaryota, Metazoa, Chordata, Mammalia, Carnivora, Hyaenidae. Gene Ontology annotation, biological process: positive regulation of transcription initiation by RNA polymerase II. The transcript is spliced from 15 exons. Gene Ontology annotation, molecular function: protein binding. Gene Ontology annotation, cellular component: nucleus. The coding region runs from base 758 to 6394 and encodes 1878 amino acids.
UUAGUCAACCUUUAAGAUAGUUAACAAAACAGUUCUCCCUCUUCGCCUACAGAUCCUUAGGAAAAUGACCUCCAAAUGUCCAUCAGGGAUGUAUUUUCAGGGAGGAAAGGACAAAAUCUUUGUCCUAACUUCUACUUCUACUAAAAAAGACAAAUCAAAAGGAAAUGAAGUUCCACCACGAUGAGGGAGUCCUCAAGCGCCACGCCUAAGGGCAGUUCUCCAAACUGCAGCCUCUAGCCACGACUGCAACCCACACCUCAUUUUCAUUUCUCCUGAGUCAGCGGACUCCAUGUCUCGGAGGACCGGGGAAGGGCUCUCUGGCUGCAGUAAACGCAUCCGGCGAUGACUGUGGUAAGCCCCUCUAUCCGCCCUCGGCAGCCAGACUCUGUGGUCACGGUUUGGAAAUCUACGCGGGAAGUGGGCUGUGGGAGGUGAAGAAGUGGUGGGUUGUGCCUCGGAGCUGUCCAAUCGAGGUGCGCCAUUCUGUGCGCACAGACCAACCUCGGAUUACCGCCUCCCUCAACCGAUUUCAGGUUCUCAGGAGAAGGCGCCCCUUUGAGCUGAGGGGGCGGGGGCGGGGGCGAGGGCGAGGCUUUCGCUGUGCCUGGUGUUGCGAGCUUCGUCAAUCGUCAGGCAGAAGGUCUCUGAAAGACAGCGGCAGGAGCCAAUCAGCGAAUCGCCUCCCUCCCGGCGCGAGCUCUAGCGCCACUGGGUAGCGGCCGUUACUGGUGGCGCGCGCGGGGACUCAAAGUAGGUCAUGGAAGACACCCAGGCUAUUAACUGGGAGGUUGAGGAAGAGGAAGAGACAGAGAUACCCAGUGGAUCCUCGGGGUGUAGCUUGGAGCCUGUAGGGCGAUUGCAUGUCUUCAGUAGUGCCCAUGGACCAGAAAAAGAUUUUCCUCUGUAUCUCGGGAAGAAUAUGGUAGGCCGAAUGCCUGAUUGCUCUGUGACCCUGCCCUUUUCGUCAAUCUCCAAACAACAUGCAGUGAUUGAAAUCUUGGCCUGGGACAAGGCACCUAUCCUUCAAGAUUGUGGGAGCCUCAAUGGUACUCAAGUCCUAAGGCCUCCUAAGGUCCUAAGGCCAGGGGUGAGUCAUCGGCUGAGGGACCAGGAGUUGAUUCUCUUUGCUGACUUGCCCUGCCAGUACCAUCGCCUGAAUGUCCCCCUGCCCUUUGUUUCCCGGGGCCCUCUAACUAUAGAAGACACACCCAGGGUACAGGGAGGAACUCAACCCCAGAGACUCCUGUUGGCUGAGGACUCGGAGGAGGAAGUAGAUUCUCCUUUAGAAAGGUGUGUGGUAAAAGAACCAAGGACCUCCCCUUUAGCUGCUGUGGUUCCAGAGAGUGAUGAAGAGGCCCCUUCCCCUGCCCUAGAUGGCCCUGGGCCACCUUUUGCCUUCAACCUGGACAGUGACACAGAUGAGGAAGAAAGUCAACAUCCAGCAUCAGGAGAGGCCUCCUCAACUGCCAGAGGAGGCUCCACUGCAGCGACAGAACAGUCUACAGCUGUGGCAACUGAAAUCCAGCUUGAAAAGGAUCAGUGUUCAGUGAAGGAGAGGAACAAUGACAUAGAAGUUGAGAAGGAUGCAAGGAAUGGGGUGGUCCCACUUGGGGUGAUUCUGGAGAGAAACCAACCUGCUGGGGAGGACAGUGACACAGUUGUGGGUGAUGAGAGCAGGUCUCCAGGAAGGCCUGCUGUAGUCUGUCUGGAAAGGGCCCAGCCUUCUGACUUCAUAGACAGUGAUACUGAUGUAGAAGAAGAGAUCCCUGCAACCCCAGCUGUAGUUCCUAUGGAGAAGAGGCACAUCUUCCAUGGAGUUAGUACAAAGAGUCCUCAGGCACCUGCCUUGGCACAUCUACAGGAGAGCCCAACUGGUAGUGAUACAGAUGUGGGGGAAGGUGAGAUCCAGCUGGCAGUCCCUCUAGAGAGAAGCCGAGCCUCUGUGGUGAUUGACAGCAAUACAGAUAAUGAGGAAGAAGUCUUAGCAGCACUCGCUUUGGCACGUCUGAAAGAGAGCCGAGCCACUACAUGGGACAGAGAUACAGAUUUUGAAGAGGACAGGGCCCAACCUGUGGCCCUUCUGGAGCAAAGCCAAACCUCUGCUGGGAGAGAUAGCGACACAGAUGUGGAGGAGGAGGGGCUCCCAAUGGAAAAGAAAGGAACUGUUUCCAAGGGUCACACAGACAAGGCACAUUCAGAAAAGAGGCAACCUCCUCUCCGAAACAGUGAUCUAGGGGUGGAUGAAGAUAAGAGCUCACUUGGGGUCCAUCUCGAGAGAAACCAUGCCUCUGCCACAGUAGACCUCAACAUACAAGUGGAGGAAAAAGUCCCACCAGGGUCAACUGUUACACUUGUGGAGAAGCAUCAGGUGCCUGUGGUAUGGACAGAUCAAACAGAUGUGGAAGUAGAAGAGGGCCAAGCAAAGCUGCCUGUGAUGCAUCUAGAGGAAUCCCAACCUCCAUCUGGGGAUGGUGAGACAGAUGCAGAGGAGGGCAUAUCCUUAGCAGCCUCAGUUGUGGCAGGUAUAAAAAGGAGCCAGCUUCCAGCAGAAAAGAAUGCUGCAGACAGGGCUGCAGCUGUUCUUGAGUGCAAGAGAGAUCUUGAGGCGAGGACCCAGGGUGAAUCACUUUGGUUACAGGUGGAGCAGGAUCUCCUCCCUGUCUCAAGGGAGAACGUUAAUGAUCUGCAGGUCACAGGCACUUUAGGGGAAUCCAUCCAGCUACAGAGAAAGGGAGCCCAGACCUCCAUAGAAGAGGAGAGAGAACCACAUAUGGACAAGACCGAGGACUCUGGAGACAACCACAGUGAUUCUGAAGACCUGGACCUACAGGCUACCCAGUGUUUUGUGGAAAGAGAGAAUCAGAGUCUGGAAGCCCAGAGCAUGGAAGAUGAAGCCACCCAGGCCUUCCUGGUUACUCUACCCCAAGAGCCUGGUCCUUCCUGUUGUAGCUUCCAGGAUACAGGUACUUUGGAUGACCCGUGGGAAGUCUUGGCAACACAGCCAUUCUGUCCAAGAGAGUCUGAGGCCUCUGAGCCCGAGCUCAUUGUUGCCCAGCUUGAUCCCCAUGGAUCUUGCCUCCCUAUACCUUGGACAAUACCACAAGCCCAACAUCCAGAGAGCCCAGUUCACAUAGAGCCAUUGGGGAUUCAGGACAGAGGGAUGAAAGACACGGGAACACCAAGAAAAGCUGCAGAGGGGGUGGCCCCUGAGAGAGGACCAUUGGACAGGGAAACCGAGAACCUGCCAGCAGGAGAACGAGAAGAUGUGAUAGGAGAAGAAGAGUUAACCAGAGGAAUGCAGGUGUUAGCUAGAGAUACUCAAGGACAAGAGUCUGACCAAAAGUGCAAGGUGAAAAGUGCAAGAAUUAAAAGGAGUAUGGAGAAUUUGAACAUAGAAAUUGAGAUACCCAGGGAAAUACAAGAGAAAGAAAUAGAAAAGCAUACUCUUGCAAGAGAAAUAUUUGAGAGAGAAACAGAGAAACUAGUACUAGAGAGAGAAGGUGAGCCAUUUGGGUUAGGAGUUGAGGUACCGGAAAGAGUACUGGAGAGAGGCCCACAGAGAGGGGAGACUGAGAAAGGGAGCCAGGACCAGGAAGGGCAAGCCUCCAGUCCAACACUAGAGCUUGGAACAGGGACAGGUGAUCAUCAGGGACUUGCUUCAACCCCAGUAGUUUCUGGGAGCCAGUCAGGUGGAGGAGAGGGAGUCCCAGUGAGCCCCAGGAGGCAGCAGAGAGGCCACUUGACUUUCGAGGUGCCACCUGCUGAGAAGGCCUCUGGGGAUGAUCAGGAAUCCACAGAUGCUUGUCAGCCUCCUGCAGUGCCUGAAGCCUCAUCCCCACACCAAAACCCCCUCCUCACUCAGAGUCAAAAACAUCCUGUGCCUCACCCUUUCCAUUCUUCCUCUCCAUCUUCUUUAGAGCCCAUUCCCAGUACCAGGCAAAACGGAAAUCAGAAAGUUCCAGACACUUCCUUGCCAAAACCCAAAGUUAGGCUCCGAGGGUCCUCCAGGAAGACACCCUUUCCAGUUUCUUCUAUAGCCCUUGAACCUCACACUGCUAUUCCCACCGACCAACCCGUCACUGCUGAGCUCACAUCUCGGGUCACUCGGGGCAGGACACAUAGGUCCUCUGUCAAGACCCCUGAACCAGUUGUCCCCACAGCCCCUGAGCUCCAGCCUUCCACCUCCAGAGACCAGCCUGUCACACCUGAGCCCACAUUGCGGAUCACUCGGGGUAGGACACAAGGGUUCUCUGUCAAAACCCCUGAACUAGUUAUCCCUACAGCCCCUGAAAUUCAGCCUUCUACCUACAAAGACCAGUCUAUCACUCCUGAGCUCAUAUCUUGGGGCAGGACACAUAAAUUUGACAAGACCCCUGAACCAGUUGUCUUCACAGCCUCUCAGCUCCAGCCUUCCUCUUCCAAAGACCAGUUUGUCAUCACUGAGUCUGUAACUGGGGCUACGCAGGAUAGGGCACGUAGGUCUUCUGUCAAGACUCCCAAAGCAAUUGUCCCCACAGCCCCUAAGCUCCAGCCUUCUACUUCCAAGGACCAGCCUGUCACCCCUGAGCCUACAUCUCGAGUCACUCGGAGCAGGACACGUGGGUCCUCUGUCAAAACCCCUGAACCAAUUGUCCCCACAGCCCCUGAACUCCAGCCUACCACUUCCAAAGAUCAGUCUGUCAUCACUGAGCCCACAGCUGGGGCCACCCACAGCAGAACACAUAGGUCUUCUGUCAAGAUUCCUGAGCCAGUUGUCCCAGCAGCUCCUGAGGUCCAGUCUUCCAUCCCCACAGACCAGUCUAUCCCUAAACCCAUAUCUCAUGGCAGGACACUCAGGUCUUCUGUCAAGACCAUUGAACCAACUGUUCCCACAGCCCCUGAGCUCCAGCCUACCACCCCCAGAGGCCAGCCUGUCACCCCCAAACAUACAUCUCAGGAUAGGACACCUAGGUCUUCUAGCAAGACCCCCAAACCAGUUGUCCCCACAGUCUCUGAGCUCCAGGCUUCCACCCCCACAGACGAGCCUGUCACUCCCAAACUCACAUCUCGGGCCCCUCGAGGCAGGACGCAAAGGUCCUCUGUCAAGAUCCCCCAACCAAUUGAGUCCACAGCCUCUGACCUUGAAUCUCUCAACCCCAUAAAUCAGGUGGUCACCCCUAAGGCUAUAGCUGAGGGUGGUCGGGGUAAGACACUAAAGUCUACAAUAAGUGCUGUGUCAGUUCUUACCACCCCUGAAUCCCAAUCUCUUGUCCCCACAGACCAGCCUAUUCCCCCUGAGCCAGUCCCUCAAGCCAACUGCAGCAGGAGGCUGAGGGCCACUAGGAAGCACGGGUCCUUCACAGUUCCCAUUGUCCAUGGGCCCUACUCUGCACCCCCUAAACCUAACUCUCGAUCCUCAAAGAACCAAAGACAAGGAGCAAUGAGAGCAGUUGAGUCUCUUAGGACCGUUCCCGAGUCUGCUCUUGCCCAGCUUCCAGAGGCCCCUAUUCAUGCUACCGAGAUCCAGAAGGUAGAGGCAGCAGGCAGAUCUGAGUUCACCCCAGAGUUCCAGCCUAAGCCCUCUCAGAGCUGCAAGAGGCCUUUGGCUACUGUGGAUUCACCCCCACUUCAAAAACGGCUCCAACAGAAGACCAUGUCCCUCAAGGAAGAGGAAGAAGAUUCUGCAGAGAGGCCAAAGAAGGAUGAGGAUGCAGUCAUUCCAGGAUCAGGCAAGAGAAAGAGAGACCAAACAGAGGAGGAGCCCAGGGGAAUCCCAACCCGCAGCCUUCGGCGGAUCAAACCUAACCAAGAAUCUACAGCGCCCAAAGUACUCUUCACAGGUGUGGUGGAUGCCCGUGGAGAACGGGCGGUGCUGGCCCUUGGGGGGAGUCUGGCUAGCUCAGUGGCAGAGGCUUCCCACCUGGUGACUGAUCGAGUCCGCCGCACGGUCAAGUUCCUGUGUGCCCUAGGGCGGGGGAUCCCCAUCCUCUCCCUGGACUGGCUGCACCAGUCCCGCAAGGCUGGUUGCUUCUUGCCCCCGGAUGAAUAUGUGGUGACUGAUCCUGAGCAGGAGAAGAACUUUGGCUUCAGCCUUCGAGAUGCCCUGAGCCGGGCUCGGGAGAGAAGGUUGCUGGAGGGCUAUGAGAUCCAUGUGACCCCAGGAGUCCAGCCAUCACCACCUCAAAUGGGAGAGAUCAUCAGCUGCUGCGGAGGCACUGUCCUACCCACCAUGCCCCGGUCCUAUAAGCCUCAGCGGGUUGUGAUUACAUGCUCCCAGGACUUCCAUCGAUGCUCUAUUCCAUUUCGGGUUGGGUUGCCCAUCCUCUCACCUGAGUUCCUGCUGACAGGAGUGCUGAAGCAGGAAGCCAAGCCAGAGGCCUUCAUCCUCUCCACUUUGGAAAUGUCAUCCUCAUGAAAACAUCACCACAGUACUUACUCUUUUCCCUCCCAGGCCAGUAAAUAAAAUGUUAGAAAAUAUUUGAAAGAAAAAACCUAGGGCUUUAGAAAGGAUUGGGGUAUACUGACCUGAUUUGUCUUGGAACAUGGGUGGAGAUGAAAAGACUUAUGGGUAAACAAAAAGAUAAUGAGGUUUCGAGCCACAGAUUUCUUAAAUGGCUACUUAGAGUCAGGUAAACCCAUACUCAGUUAUCAUAAGUGGCUGCUCUUAGCAGGAUUGACAUACUUACUGCUGUGUGGCACACACAGGUGUCCUCCCUCCUGUUUGGAAGUCAUCUCUUUCCCUCUUUGACUUGGAUUCUGACUCAUCCUCUGAAAGAUAGUAGAAACAAUUAGUGUCAAGAACUUGAAGGGAUGCUUAGAGUGAGUAAAUUUGAGGUUGGAGGUAUGGAAUGCUACUAAAAUAUUUUCCGUUCUCCUCACCUCAUCUUGUUAGAAGUGUUCUUUAGCUUUGACUUUGAGCAAAUCUUUGCACAUUUCUGGCCUGCUUUUCCAGUAUUUAUAAAAUUAGAGCUUAGGUUUAAUCUCUGUGAUAAAUAAAUAUUCACUCUGUGCCUUA